Rhizoctonia solani is the source of this 1128-nucleotide messenger RNA. RefSeq lists its product as uncharacterized. The coding region runs from base 1 to 1128 and encodes 375 amino acids. Gene Ontology annotation, molecular function: protein binding. The transcript is spliced from 5 exons. Lineage: Eukaryota; Fungi; Basidiomycota; Agaricomycetes; Cantharellales; Ceratobasidiaceae. The record is from RefSeq and is a predicted model, not a curated record.
AUGACUCUCACGAUAUCAUACGAGCCACCGGAAGGGGGGAGGCCUUGGUACGCUGACGUGGAACCCUCUGAAUCAUACGAGGGUGUUAUUAAUGCAGCCUGUGCCCUAUGGAAGAACCGCCUACCGUCUGAUGAAUGUAUCAUUGGGCGGUAUCUGGCUCGUCAAAUAAAACGUCAUGGCGAAAUUGAAUGGGCACGCAUAUCAGAGGCUCGCUUUAUCCAGCUCGUGCGAGACAGUCCAGAGGAGUUAGAACUCCGAUUGGAAUUGGACACUCAGAUUGGCCGUCGCCACUAUCGUGAGACCAGUACGCCAUCAUCCCUGGAAAUGCCUCCCCCAAUACUCAACGUUGACAGCAAUAACCCCUCCCAUACAUGGCCAGAUGGACCCACCAGUGCUAUGGAAGUCGAUACAAACAACAAAUCUUCAGCACCAAUGCCUUUGACCCCAAUGUCGCUGAUCGAUACGCAAAACCAACGCGAGCAAACUGAUACACGAAUGAAUCGAGCCAUCACCCACGUAUCCGACUCAUCCCCCAAUCCUGAUCCCAACCCCGGCCCAACCCCGGCGCCAAGUCCUACCGCCAGGAAUCCAACGUACGAGGCUGGGUUGACUGCGUUCUUUGCUGGCCGAUUCGAUGAGGCUCGCAUCCGAUUUCAACUUGCGGCAGAUGAAUGCCGCGACACUGGCGAUGCUUAUCAAGAGGCUGAAUGCCUUCUUCGUCUCGGAAUGACUUGUCGACAUCUUAAGGACUAUCCCAACGCUGUGUCCCAUCUAUCUAGCGCCCGCAGGAUAUACGACUCGCUCCGCAAUUGCCAGCGGGAGCUAUUGUCAUGUGAACGGAGCCUUGCUCGGGUCAGUGAAGAUCAGGGCAAAUAUGAAGAAGCGCUUCUCGCCUACCAGGAAAUCCGAUCCAACGCUCGCGCCAUAGCCUCUCAAACUGAAGAAGCGUGGUGUGAUUACUUCAUAGGUCGCCUGCACAAUCGCAGACGCGAAUACGAAGAUGCUCGCAGGCACCUCAGCAGUGCAAUCACGACUUCCAAAGCACUUAAUAAUCAAGAAAUAGAAGCAUAUGCAACUGAAGAAUCCGGUCAUUCUGCAGAGCGCCAGCAGCAUCGGGAUAGGCUAUAG